Molecule: messenger RNA, 1972 nt
Organism: Bombyx mandarina (wild silkworm)
Lineage: Eukaryota; Metazoa; Arthropoda; Insecta; Lepidoptera; Bombycidae
Gene: Wdr37
Product: WD repeat domain 37
Molecular function (GO): protein binding
Source: RefSeq, a predicted model, not a curated record
GAAAUGUUUUUAAUUCAAGUUUUCUCUAAUCUUGCUUGAGCGUAGACAGAGAAUCUAUACAUAAAUGAAUACAAAAUUAAACUUUAUUGUUACAACACAACAGCAAGGCAUCUAAAUAUCUCGGUACCUUUAAAACUUAAAAUUUGUGGUUCAACCUAGUAAAUCUACAAAUUAUAGUAAAGUUGUGCAUUAACAUGUGCUACGUAACAUAAGAAAGCGGAUUACAGCUGAACAUUCUGCUUUCAACCAUGAAAUCCAGUAAGCGCCGACUCCAAGCUUUAACUGAAGGUACCGACGGAAUGCCGAACUAUCUCAAAAUGGAAGAUUCAGAAACUUCAAUUCCACCAGUAUUCCGAUCUCGUUUGCACGAGCUAUUUUCUCAAAUAGAAAAGGAGUUCGAUCUUCUUUAUACGGAAAAUUUGAACUUACAAGAAAAAAUUGAUAUAUUAAGUGAAAAACUUGAGAGGGAAAGUUAUAUUGGAGACAGACAGAAUGUGGAUUACAUUGAAUUUGAUGCUACUGGAAAAAAUUCUAAAGUAAAAUUAUCACAAAGCAACUCUCAAAAAGUAAAAGCGAGUCACAAGUUGAGGGUGCAAACAAGCAAAAUAGUGUCUAGUUUCAAAGCACCCACAUACAGUUGCCAACUGAUACGUGAGUUCACUGGUCACAAGGAUGGAAUCUGGGAUGUCACGUCAGCACGUCCUGGGCAGGCAUUGAUUGGAACUGCUUCAGCAGAUCACACAGCCUGUGUGUGGAGUGUGGAAUGGGGUAAAUGCCUUCUACAAUACACCGGUCAUUCUGGUUCAGUAAACUCCAUUCGAUUUCACCCGAGCAGAGACAUAGCAUUGACUAGCAGUGGUGAUAACACAGCACAUGUAUGGCAAGCUGCUGUGAACUGGGAUUUACCUCGUGGUCAAUCUUCUGAAGAGGAACUUGAAGGCGGAGGCGAGGAGAGUCUUGGGGAAGGCGGGGAUAGGCCUGAAGUGCUCCGCACACCACUUAUAGAGCUCAGUGGACACCAGGGCGUCGUGGUGGCGGCUGACUGGCUGACCGGCGGCGAUCACGUCAUCACCGCGUCCUGGGAUAGGACGGCUAACUUAUAUGAUGUAGAGACUGGGGACUGCCUGCAGGUUCUAACCGGGCACGAUCACGAGUUGACGCAUGCGUCCGCACAUCACAACGCGCGGCUCGUUGUCACCGCGUCCAGAGAUACGACCUUCCGACUCUGGGACUUCCGUGAGCCGAUUCACUCUGUUUCCGUCUUCCAGGGGCACACUGAAAGUGUAACAUCAGCUGUCUUCACGCGAGAGGACAAAGUCGUUUCCGGUUCGGACGAUCGCUCAGUAAAGGUGUGGGAUGUGCGGAACAUGCGGUCCGCGCUCGCUACGAUAAGGUCCGAUUCGUCGGUGAACCGCGUCGGCGUGAGCAGCGCCGGCCUCAUCGCCAUACCACACGACAACAGACAAGUGCGUCUGUUCGAUCUACAAGGACAGCGACUCGCCAGACUCCCCAGGUCGAGCAGACAGGGUCAUCGUCGCAUGGUGACGUCAGUGGCCUGGGCCGAAGACAUGUCCUCGAACAUUAACUUCUUCAGUUGCGGCUUCGACCGCCGCAUACUGGGCUGGUCUAUUCAACCGUCGAAGGAAAACUGAACAUGAAAAGGUAUCAUCACUGAUAAAUGAAUAAAUAAAUAAAUAUCAAAACGUUAGAUUAUCUAAUUAGAAAAAUGUAUUUUACUACGUAUUUAUUCGCCGUCUAUGUUUUUCGUGAGAAGAAAACGCUAUUGAGAAUUAUUAUCAAAAGAAGUUACUAUAAUGAAAAGGGUUUAUUAAAGUCAUCAAUCAAGAAGUGACGUUUAAAACUCACGAUAAAAGAAAUAAUCGUUCAGUAUAUAUUAUCUACGCUUGAAAGGCAAACGUGACUAAGCGACAAUAACUGCUUUGUACAUAAAUGAUAGGCAAUAACCAUAUUC